Phalaenopsis equestris is the source of this 2906-nucleotide messenger RNA. Its product is annotated as nuclear poly(A) polymerase 4-like. The record is from RefSeq and is a predicted model, not a curated record. Lineage: Eukaryota; Viridiplantae; Streptophyta; Magnoliopsida; Asparagales; Orchidaceae. The coding region runs from base 866 to 2899 and encodes 677 amino acids. The transcript is spliced from 10 exons. Gene Ontology annotation, molecular function: RNA binding; poly(A) RNA polymerase activity. Gene Ontology annotation, cellular component: nucleus.
UAAAUUAUUUCGAAAUGCCGCGAGUUCCUCCGAGAAACUUCCGACCCGACUCUCGGAAACCGGUUAUCGGCAGUCGCCGCCGAAACGCGUCAGCUCCCGCGAUAUCGGCUUUCUUCUUCCUCAGAAAAUAAUAUCUCUCCUCUCUUACGGCCCCCCUCCUUCUGAAGGCUCCCACGUAACGCCUGCCGCCUGCCGCCUGCCGCCUGCCGUGCGCCAUCUCUCUCUAACCUACGAUUUCGGAAUCUGCUCAUCCAACCCUGUUCUAUGUUUCUUCGGUGACAAUCGGCCGUCACCUAUCGUUUGCAAUUUUCUCCGCUUCGGAUUUGUGGGGUUUUCGGCUUUCUAGGGUUUCAGGUUCGCGGGAUCUGGCGCUUGUUUGGGUUGGGGCGGUGAGAGAAUCGUUGUAUUUGGAAGCACCAUUCGUUGGUAUCUUCAACGGCGAUUCUUGAUAUCUUCGUACAGGAAAGGAAAUUUUUAAUCGUUAUCUUCCUUAGGUGAUAUUUAGGGUUGUAUCUUUGUUGUUUGGAGAAACUUCAGGCCCAUGAAUUGACUUCUUGAAGUGUACAGGCCAUCAUACCUGAUCGUCACAGAAACGAAGCAUCUCUAUGAUUUCGAUUGAUUGAUUGGUCUUUAAUCCUGCUAUUUACGGUUUGCGUCCCGUGUAGGCCUGUUGUUAUGACGAUAUACUAUUUUAAAUUGUUUAACUGAUCUUUUUCUUUUUUAGAAUUAGAGUGAUUUCUUGGGUGUUUCCUUUUUGUCAUAUUAGAUCUCAUCGUUUCUAGGAUUUUAGUGCUUAUCUCUGGGGUUGUCGGAAGUGUUCCUAGCGUCUUUCUGUAGACUUUUUUUAAUCUUCUAGGGUUUUAAGAUGGGGAGUUCGGAGUCUGGGAGCACGGUGGCGCAUGGCCUUAAGCAGUAUGGCGUGACGAAGCCUAUCUCAGUCGCAGGGCCAACGGAGACAGAUCUUCAGAGAUCUGCGGAGUUGGAAAAGUUCUUAGUUGAGGCUGGACUUUAUGAGAGCAAAGAAGAAGCUGCACGGAGGGAGGAGGUUCUAGGACAGUUAGAUCUGAUUGUAAAGAACUGGGUGAAGCAGUUAACAAGUCAGCGAGGAUAUACCGAUCAAAUGGUUGAGGACGCAAAUGCCGUCUUAUUUACAUUUGGUUCUUAUCGGUUAGGGGUUAAUGGACCAGGAUCUGAUAUUGAUACACUUUGCAUUGGUCCUUCAUAUGUGAAUCGAGAGGAGGACUUCUUCAUCAUUUUGCAUGAAAUUUUGUCUGAAAGGGAAGAAGUUACUGAACUUCAGCCUGUUCCGGAUGCUCAUGUCCCUGUAAUGAAGUUCAAGUUUAAUGGGAUAUCUAUUGACCUUUUAUAUGCAAGUGUAUCCCUUCUCGUAGUUCCAGAGGAUUUGGACAUUUCUCAUGGUUCUGUGCUAUAUAAUGUUGAUGAACCAACGGUUCGAAGCCUCAAUGGCUGCAGAGUAGCUGAUCAGAUUCUCAGGCUUGUUCCCAAUGUUGAGAAUUUUCGAACAACUCUCAGAUGCUUAAAGCUUUGGGCUAAGAGGCGUGGUGUAUAUUCAAAUGUUACCGGAUUUCUAGGGGGUGUUAAUUGGGCUUUAUUAGUAGCUCGUGUUUGCCAGUUGUAUCCAAAUGCUGUAUCUAGUAUGUUAGUGUCUCGUUUCUUUAGAGUAUAUACUCAAUGGCGCUGGCCAAAUCCUGUCAUGCUGUGUGCCAUUGAGGAGGAUGAACUUGGUUUUCCUGUUUGGGACCCACGUAAGAACCCGAGGGACAGAACUCAUCAGAUGCCUAUAAUUACGCCUGCGUAUCCGUGCAUGAACUCUAGCUACAAUGUGUCAACCAGCACCCUUCGUGUCAUGAUUGAGCAGUUCCAGUUUGGUAACAGAAUCUGUGAGGAGAUUGAGCUGAACAAGGCUAUUUGGAAUGCAUUAUUUGAACCGUACCUUUUUUUUGAUUCAUAUAAGAAUUAUCUUCAGGUUGAUAUCGUUGCCACAGAUUCAGAUGACCUGCGUAUAUGGAAGGGUUGGGUGGAAUCUCGAUUGAGGCAGUUGACUCUCAAGAUUGAGCGGGACACUUGUGGGAUGCUACAAUGUCACCCUUAUCCUAAUGAGUAUGUUGACAGUUCUAAGCGGUGCAGUCACUGUGCAUUUUUCAUGGGAUUACAAAGGAAACAAGGGGUUCGGAUUCAAGAAGGUCAACAAUUUGAUAUUCGCGGAACGGUGGAUGAAUUUAAGCAUUCUGUCAACAUGUACAUGUUCUGGAAACCUGGCAUGGAAAUUAAUGUUUCCCAUGUUAGAAGGAAGCAGAUUCCUUCAUUUGUUUUUCCGGAAGGCUACAAGCGACCUCGUCCUUCUAAACCAACUAAUCUUCAAAAUCCAGAGAAAGUUAAUGGUGGAGAGGAUGAACGUGAUGGCGGAUCUUCAGAGAGAAGUCUUAAGAGGAAAAUGAGUGUUGAAGAGGAUGAUGGGAGAUCAAGUCCUGAAAAACUUGCAUCGCUCAGCCCUAAUAAGAGGAAGUCGCCUUCGCCCGAACAAUCUGUUGGCAGUAGAGGAUGCUUGAAAACUCCAUGUGGAGUUAAUGGUGGUGCAUCAUGCUCUGCUUCUCCUAACCCGGGUUGCUGCACCCCAAUGGCUCUCUCUGUGGAUGGUUCUUGUGACAGGUCUUCAUCCAUUGUAAAACUGAUGGAAUCACCAGAGGCUCAAUCUGGACAAUCUGAAGAACGGGCAAAGAGCUUAAAGUAUUCUGGUGUUGUGGAUGGAAAUGUGUCCAGUUCUAAUGAUGUGGCAGAUGCUAUUCUGCAACCUGCCGAAUGUGACUGCAGUGGUGCUGCUGAAAGUGGAAGGCAUAAAUCAGAGCAUUCCGGUACUUCAAAAUGGCUCAGUGGAUGAACAUGAG